This is a messenger RNA of Pipra filicauda (Wire-tailed manakin), 1398 nucleotides long. RefSeq lists its product as uncharacterized. The transcript is spliced from 7 exons. Bases 398 to 1171 code for a protein of 257 amino acids. NCBI's taxonomy places the organism in Eukaryota, Metazoa, Chordata, Aves, Passeriformes, Pipridae. The record is from RefSeq and is a predicted model, not a curated record.
GGGCACAGACCAGGAGGGAUGCAGAGUGGGCCCCCCUCACCUGGGGUCCAGCUUCUCCCAUCCCUGGGGAGCUCAGCAGGGCGGGUUUUUGGCAUCUCAUCACCUUCAGCUUUUUGCAUCAGCACAGGGACAUGUCCCAGAUCAGUCUUGGCGAGCUCUGACUCCCAGGAAAAACAGAGACCCCAAACGGAGGGGAAAUGAAUCCCUAAUUGAGAGCCCUUAAGGCUGCCCCUGGCCCAGGCCCAGGGCUGAGAGCAGGAGACCCCCAUGGGAGGGCACUGGGCUGCCCCCCAAUUAGCAGCUCGUCAGUGUGAUGAGGAGCACAUGGGCCAGGGGCUAUAAGUAGCUUGAGGCCCCCAUCCUGGGCUAGGUCAGGUUUCUCUUCAGUCUGGGCUUCAUGGAGCAGCAGCAGCUAAAGCUGGGCUCAAACCCAGAGCAGGUGAGACCCCUCACCAGCAAUGAUCCCCACUCCUUCUUCAGCGGGUUCCUGGGCCAAAUCCUUCAGCUGAGCUUUGUCAAGUACCUGCCGAAGAUGCUUCAGAAAGCAUGGGUCUGGAUUGGAUUUGUGAUCCCUGUGGAGACCAUGAUCAGCCAACUCUGCCCCAGCCGGUCUCCCCCCAGGCCCGGCCGACUGGCCAGGAAGCGCCAGGGGAGACUCGUGUGCCUUCUCCUCUCCGUGGUGCCCACCAGGAUCCAGAACAUCCUGGGCUCCCUGCCAGCAGACUGGGGCCAGGGCAACCAGCCCAGGGAGAUCCUGGAGGCUCCAGUCAACCCAUCCAGCAAAGCCAGCAAGAGGAAGAGGGAUGAUGUGGCUCUGGAGGAGCAGGAGUCCUGGUUUGUGGUGCUGGAGAGGGACUUGCCGGAAGAUGACUCUGAAGACCUCACAUAUGAGCCCUCGGAUGAGGAGUCAGACAGUGAGGAGUACAGGUCCCACAAUGACACUGAGGCAGAGCUGAAGCUGGAAGAGCAGGAUGGGAUCACAGUGAUGCUGAAGGAGUCCUUGGAUCCCCAGAGGACACACAACCCUCAGGAACUGGUGGUGCUGCCAGGGCUGGAGGAUCCAGCUGGGUCCAGCAGUGGGGAAGGUGCUGCAGACGUGGGCAGUGGUGAUGGUGAUGCCCAGAAGCCCCAGGCUGAUGUGAGCAGUGGGCAGGAGGCUGAUACAGAGUGAUGACAGCAGCAGUUUGUCCCAGGAAAACCAGGAAGCCUGACCCAUGGACCUGGACCUUCUGGGGCUGCAGAGUUCCUGACUCCCUGGGGCCACUGUGUCCCUGAGUAAGAUGUCCAGUUAAAUGCUAUGUUGUUUUUUGAAGUUUAUAAUAAAAUUGCCCUAUUUCUCCCUGUGAAUUGGAAUGUGGUUGGCUGUCAGUACCUGGAGCUGCACCAGGUGACGUGGAC